UGUCACCUUGCGUGAGCAUUUCGCGGAGAAACCAGUAAUAGAAAAGCUUGUUUCAAACUGCAAAAACAUUUCUGUUAUAUUGCAGAAUUUGGCAGAAAAAAAGGGCACCUGAGUUUUAGGCCUAGUAACACUGGUAUUUCACGCUUUCAGCACCUGCUGCCACUAGUAGCUAACGGUCUCUGUUUAUACUGCUGGAAGAUGUGAAAUUCUUUCUCGUCCUUUAUGUAGACUUGAAUAGCGUAUUCUCAUACUUCCAUUUUUCUUCUAAGAAGGGUUUCUUUGCCAUUUGAAGCAUGGAGGCAGAUUCUCAUGAUUGUUAUUUGUACUUCAAAAAAACGGUUCAAUUUGAAGCAUCUUCUCCUUUUAAGAUGGUGAAAAUGGCUCUGAGGAGAAAUGUGCUGAUUUAGCUUUUCUGUUCAACUCAUAGAAUUAUUUAAAAAAAAAAAAAGUAUAGCUAAUUCCUGUAGUUAAUUGUCAGUAUCGAGAAUAUUAUUGCGAAUUCGAGCUCUUCCCCAUUUGGCUUCCAACAGAGAAGGCAGAUUGAUUUUUAAACUCAGCUUAGAAAAAAUUUUAAACAUUAACACUGUCUUUCUUGAUUUGGAGGUACAUAUUUUAAUUUUUUGAGUUAUUCUGGCUUUCUACAGUCCGUAGGGUAGGCGAAGUAGGAGACAACGUAGAUGUUUGACAUCUUUUCACUUAAUUGAAAUCAAAAGGAAAGUAACAUUUGCAUUCAGUGUUGCACACUAAGACGGGAAAGAAGAUCUGCAGCAGCAGUGUUCCUGAUCUUUACGUCUCCUCUCCUAUAUCAGUGAGCGCUGAAGUCCCUGAGGACAUUUCAUAAAAUUGAAUGUACUUCAGCCAGUAGCAAGAGCUGUUAUGACUUACAUUGCGAAAAAAUGUGGCAUUUGCUUUCAGCCUCCAUCCAUUAUCCUCAUCUAUAAAGAAGAAGACAAGGAUAAAACUCGCCAGCGUAUCAUGCCUAUCCGAAAUUUCUCAAAGUUCUCAGACUGUAGCAGAGCUGCUGAACAGUUGAAGAAUAACCCUCGGCACAAAGCUUACCUUGAAGGAGUCUCGCUACACCAGUUAAAGAAGUUCUACAGUUUGUUGAAAGGUCAUUUGGGAGGACAGAGUCUGGCUGAGAGCUUGGAACAGAUUCAUCAGGAAGAGACAAUUGACCCAGAAGAGGAUAUGAACAAAUUAGAUGACAAGGAACUAGCCAAAAGGAAGAGCAUCAUGGAUGAGCUCUUUGAAAAGAACAGGAAGAAGAAAGAUGACCCAGAUUUUGUCUACAAUGUUGAGAUUGAGUUUCCCCAGGAUGAGCAGCUGGAGUCCUGUGGCUGGGAUGUGGAGUCAGGUGAAGAAAUCUGAUUCCGGACAAAGACUUCUUAGAUGGACAGUUCAGAGAGAAAACUGAUGUUCCUAACAUAGAGUGCUGUUAUUGUACUUAUGCUACUGCGUCAUUUUCAAUUUAUGCACUUGAUGCAUAUUAUAUUGACUAUAGAGAAAACAAGGACUAAGAUGUUACAGCAAUUUCAGAUUUAAAAAACUUUAUUUAAAAAGUUCAACUUGAUGAAAUGGAAAUGGGGUAGCAGAACCUGAGUUUUUUCAUCUUUACAUAUUCAUGAAUGCCUAAAUAAUUUUAAAUCAUUAAUCUAUCGUAAUUCAUCUAUCAUUUAUUUACAUUUCAAUCAACUUUGGCAGAAGACCUCACCAUCUUGCGUUGCUAUGAUUUCUGUUCAGCUUCAUCUUAAAAUGAAGUGUUAAAUAUUUAUAUCUUGAAAGCAAUGCUCAAGUUUUAUUGCUUGGAUAUGGUAUUUAUUAUUACUUGUUGGAACAUUAAAUACAUAUUAGUCUAUUUUCUGGAUAAAUCAACAUUGCAAUGAGAAUAUUACUUUCACAUUUCCUGAGUGAUGCUUAAAUCACAGGUUACUCAAAUAUAAACUCUUAUAUUUAAGAAACAAUUUUUAGAAAAGCUAGUUCUGACAGUACUCCUGAAAAAACAGUGAUUGUGAAUUGAUAAAAUAAGGUAUUUUCCUUAAACUACUAGAUAAUUUUCUGUCAGUAAGUGCUUGGCUCUGGGAAAACGUGCUUAAACUGUAUGAGUAAAGUCACAAAAGCUAGAGGUGUCUUUAGAAUAAAGCAAAAUCUUCACUACUGUUUUCUCAUCAGGCUACAGUUCCAAACUCAUUUUAAACAAUACUAGCGGAGAACUUGACAAGUAAAUAAAGCUAUGGCAAAUUCCUCAGUGAUCAUCAAAACACUAUCUGGAGGACCUUUAUCUCUGCAAAUUAGUGUUUUAUUUAUCCCACUCAAGGUUUUAAUCCCACUGUCUACCUCACUCAGUUUGUACUAGUGAGGUCCCACUCUCUUGUAAGAAUUGGAAGACUAAAUCUAGGACUCUCUAGGAAAUUAUGUGAUACUGAAGCUUCCCAAGUUUUGGCUUCCUGAAUUUGGUUGGGUUGUGAGGGUACUGAGAGGAGUGAGCCUUCAUCUUGAGUUGAAUAUUCUCAACAAACAGAUGCCUGAGGUAACUAAAAGGAGCUCUAAAUUGCCCCUGAGGCUGAUUUAUUUCCUAUCUUUCCUCCUUCUGCAACCACAAAUGAAUUAAAACAUGCCAACUUUAUCAGUAAGACUUUCAAAGCACAGAAAUUGGUAUUUGGAAUAGUUCUCUUCUUAAAAAUGGAAAUGAUAGAACCAAUCCUAUGAAAAAUGCCAGAUGAGUGUAAAUUAAACCACUGUACUUUGUCCUGAAGCAAAUGAGUGAGCUUAAGUUUGUCCAAGGCAGUAUUUAUUUCAGAAGAGAAAGAAAUUGAUGUCUCCUUUACCAAAAAUUACCAAAAUAAAACCUGACUUAGCUUUUC
Messenger RNA from Struthio camelus australis, 2861 nucleotides. RefSeq names its product centrosomal protein 19 (gene CEP19). The record is from RefSeq and is a predicted model, not a curated record. Gene Ontology annotation, biological process: trans-Golgi to periciliary membrane compartment transport; microtubule anchoring at centrosome. NCBI's taxonomy places the organism in Eukaryota, Metazoa, Chordata, Aves, Struthioniformes, Struthionidae. Gene Ontology annotation, cellular component: ciliary basal body; centriole; centrosome.